UUAAAGGCAACAUUCAGUACUGCAGCCGCCGACGGGGAUGCUGUCUGACUGGAAAGACGGAUGGUCAGGGCCGUCCACGUCUAACCUGAACAUGCAAGUGUAACUUGAUUCAUGCCAGUUUAUAGUGCUAAACCAGGUUACACGUUUAUUUAGCCUGAGCUAGUCAAUUAACGUUUCCUUUAAUCAUGGAGGACGACUGUGUUUGUGAGUACGACUCGACCUGGGACACCGAGAGUGAUGGAGACGACCCGGCCGGAGAGAGCCAAACCCGUCGGUCAUGUCAAGACAAAAACAAAUCAGGCUGGUCUCUAACUUGGCACCAUGCGCCCCGAAACAUGAGGGCAGCAAAGGACAUGCAGAACUACAGAAGAGGAUAUCCAAAUCUUACAGAUGACGAAUGCUCAGAAGACAAAAUGAAUAAUUUGCAGUUUUAUCUCAAUAAAUUUCCGUCUGCACCUGAUGAUGUUUACAUUGAAUCAUUUCUCAAAGAAUGGAAAAAUGACUACAAAAGAUUGGAGAGAGUUCACUCAUACAUUCAGUGGCUGUUUCCUCUGCGAGAGCCAGGGGUUAAUUACAUGGCUUCAGAACUCACCAAGAAGGAAAUUGAGGCCUUCAAGAAGAAUGAAGAUGCCAAAAAGAGACUAGUCGAGUCCUAUGAACUCAUGUUGGGCUUCUAUGGAAUGCAUUUGGUCAGCAAAGAGACAGGAGAAGUGAAACGAGCAGAUAAUUGGAAGGAGCGAUUUGGAAACCUGGAGCGGAAUAUGCACAACAACUUGCGCAUCACUCGCAUCCUAAAGAGCCUCGGAGAGCUGGGCUUUGAGCACUACCAGGCCCCACUUGUGCGCUUCUUUCUGGAAGAGACUCUAGUCAAGAAGACCCUUAGCAGUGUUAAACGCAGCGUUCUUGACUACUUCCUGUUUGCUGUCCUGGACAAGAAGGAACGUCAGGAGCUUGUGCGCUUUGCUUACCUUCACUUUGAGCCAAAGGAUAAGUUUGUGUGGUGUCCCAGGAAGAUUCAGAAACAACUCAGGAAGGCAGAGAAAAGACCCGAUUCUGUUGGGAAUGGAGAUGGAAAAGAUGAGUCAAAUUCACGGAGUAAAAGCAAAGAUGGAGAAGCAGUUGUGCCACAGAAAGAUGGACUGGAUAAUGUUGCAAAGGCUCAGAAAGGAACGGAUAAAACGGCAGGUAAAGACAAAAGCAAACUCUCUGAGUUAUCCCCCGGGCCAAAACCAGAAGCAGAGACGGUAGGAAAUGGAAACGCAGAGGCUGAGUCUAAUAACACAGUUUUGGGGAAUGGAAAUAACUCUACAGAUGGUGUUGAUGAAAUGGAUCAGUCGCCCAGUCCUGACUUUGUGACGGCAAAAGCUGCGCCCCAUGCCGACAGUGAGAACCCAUUUACCAACGACUCGAAGGACACCAUCGAGGAACAAGAAAUGCAAACAGAUGAGGAUCCAGACACUGAAAAACCAACGAAGAAGAAAAGAGAAGAUACAGUGCUGCCAAGCAACGGCUCUGCCGGGGACUCGGCCAGUGGGCAGAUGGAGGAGAAAUCUGGUGCUAAUAAAGCCACUGGUCAAACAAACCCAGCAGCGCAACCCGCUAAAACUUCAAAACAUUCACCCUGUUCUUCUUCUGAAAGAGAGGAAAAAAUCCCAAGGACUGAUUUUAAUCAAGUGCCAGACGAAGAGGAAGAAACAUCGCGCUCAAAUGUAUCAGCAACAAACGGGUCAGGGGCGAGCACCGACAAACUUGUGGACAAACGGACAAAUGGGAAGGAGUCGGAGGAUAUUGACAUGGAAUCAAACCCCGCAAGCUCAGACCAAAAUGUGGGGAGUUCAUGAAUAAACUGGAUGAUGGGAGAAAAUACAUUAACUUGAGCUUAAAUGAAAUGUAAUAUAGGGACAGAGUAUGACCUAACACGACUUCCUGGGCCUUAUUUCUACCUUAUUUGAUGUUUAGAUAUUGUUUCUUUGAAAAGGAGUGUAUGAUUUCAUUGCUAAUUGUGGGACUGGAUGUGACUCAGUUGCCACACAGCCAUAGGAAAAUAUUAAAGGAAAAGGCCGGUGAUAUGUAUAUUUGUUAUUGUCAACAAGUCCCAAGAAAACGUCAGUACCAACAACACACCUCAGACAGUUAACAUUAGCUUGCUAGUUGUAGUGCUCUUGCCAUGCUAGUGGUAACCAUCCAUCCAUCCAUCCAUCCAUCCAUCCAUCCAUCCAUCCAUCGAGAGUCAAAACCAACUUAGUUCAAUACUUUGACUUCCCUUCCCUGUCUGUGACUCCUAGCUCCAAGCACAUUGGUUCUUUUUGAAGUCAUGACUCUUUAAAUAUCAAUUUUUUUGUAAAAGCUAAGUAAUUUCACAGCAGGUGACUAGUUAUUAAAUGGUACUCAAACCGGAGUAAAUUGGCCUUUUGUUGGACUAUUUUCAGCUGGGGUUUUGGGAGUAUUUCCAGCAGCUGGAUGGCGCUUUUGAGAUUGACUGAAAAAUGAACUCCAGUGUUGGUGUUUAUUGUAACGAAGGAACAUGUCACCCGGUGCAUCACUGUGGCUCAUUCAUGGGUUUUAAUAUAUGAGGCUUUGAAUACACACACCAUUCUUGUCAGUGGGAUGGAUUCAUGGUUUGUUUUGGUUUUUUGUGGGAUUUGUCAACAAUAAGAAAAAUAUAGAAAUUACCAGAAUUAUCCUGGCUGAUAUUUAAAAUCUCUAUAGAAUACAUAAAGCACUAUUAUUAAAGUAUUUAAAUUAAAUGAUGGUUUCAGCAUUUGUGACACCUUAAUACUUUCACAAUUGAAAAGUUGUUUUGCACUGAAUAAUUAUUGAUUGGAAUAGCUUUUUUUUCCCUCUUUGGGAUGUUUUUGUGUGAGUAAAAAUAAUCUGUACUGGUUAAUGUUUCUGCUGGACCCCGCUGUGAAUAGAUUUAAGACUGAAUGUCACUUAAGUUAUAUUUCUGUUGUAAAGUCUGUAUGGUUUUAUGCAGAUUUGGGGAAACAGACCUUUUGAACAACUGAAAGCCUUGCCAAAAAUGUGAUAAGACUGGUUGAUUGUACAAUGUGUAUGUCUUCUCUGCAGAACUGAUAAAGCUUUGGCUGUAAUUUAAAAAGACCACUGUAUGGUAAUUUGACAUGAUUGAAGUCCAUGAACAUUUACAAACCAGGGUUAGUGUAUUGAUGCAUCUUUUAUAUUGCACUUCAUUUUCACUUUUCAUUAUUGACGUUUUGAUAUUAUUUACAUAAUGAAAGGUAAUGACCUUACAAAAGUGCUGGAUUGUUUAUAUAUGACUCCCCCCUCCCUCCCCCCGACUAAGUCCCUGGCUCUUGACAAAGCAGAAUAAAGUUAUACUAUUUUUAAAGCUUUUAUGAAAUUAAUCUGUGUUAAGCCAAAAUUUGAGUCUUGUUAUAAUUUAUUAAAUUGCAUUUCUC
This is a messenger RNA of Etheostoma cragini (Arkansas darter), 3419 nucleotides long. It is a transcript of the gene ogfr, whose product is annotated as opioid growth factor receptor. NCBI's taxonomy places the organism in Eukaryota, Metazoa, Chordata, Actinopteri, Perciformes, Percidae. Gene Ontology annotation, cellular component: membrane. The transcript has 7 exons. Bases 186 to 1841 code for a protein of 551 amino acids. The record is from RefSeq and is a predicted model, not a curated record. Gene Ontology annotation, molecular function: opioid growth factor receptor activity.